CUCCGUUUCUUACCAAAACCUAUCAACUGGUCGACUAUCCCGCCAUGGAUGACUUGAUUUCCUGGAACGAUGAUGGAUCAACGUUCAUCGUGUGGCGACCCGCAGAAUUCGUCAGGGAUUUGCUUCCUAAAUACUUCAAGCAUAACAACUUUUCAAGUUUCGUUCGCCAGCUUAACACUAAUGGAUUUAGAAAGGUAGUGCUGGAUCGAUGGGAAUUUGCGAAUGAUUGUUUUAGGAGAGGCGAAAAAGGACUUCUCCACGAUAUACAGCGUCGGAAGAUAACUCCUCCUGCUCCGAUUGCCGGAACUGUGACGGUGGCAGUUGUGCUGGUGGUUCAAGCAAUAGCGCGUACUGUGUCCCGUUCAACUUCGGAGACGAGCAGCUCAUCUCCGCAAAUUCAUCCCCCAUUGCGACAACGCUACAACGCACCACAGGCUGCACCACUACGCUGGAGCUUCUAGCAAAAACCUAGAUCUAGGUUUGAGAGAGGAAGAAGAAGGGAAAAGAGAGAGAGAAAGAGUAAGAAGAAGAAAGAAGAAGGAUGAGUAAGGAAAGGAAGGAGGAAGGUUGAUAAAGAAUGAGGCAAAAC
Molecule: messenger RNA, 589 nt
Organism: Rubroshorea leprosula
Lineage: Eukaryota; Viridiplantae; Streptophyta; Magnoliopsida; Malvales; Dipterocarpaceae
Source: the annotation of a GenBank genome assembly